This is a messenger RNA of Drosophila busckii, 2239 nucleotides long. RefSeq names its product reticulon-1-A (gene Rtnl1). The record is from RefSeq and is a predicted model, not a curated record. NCBI's taxonomy places the organism in Eukaryota, Metazoa, Arthropoda, Insecta, Diptera, Drosophilidae. The coding region runs from base 120 to 1838 and encodes 572 amino acids. The transcript has 6 exons.
AUUUUAUAUCAAUACGUUAAAUAAGCGAAAUUAAACGCAUCCCCACUGAAACUGUGUGUGUAUGUGCGAUUUGUUUAGUAGUGUGCGGUAACUUGCAAUACGAAAAAAAAUAAAGAAAUAUGGAUUUCAACUUUGCCGAUUUGAAAAAGGAAGCUGCUGCAACAACUGAGGACAUCUUGAGCAACGCCAGCAACAAGGCAAAAAAUGCGUAUGAUGAUUUAACUGGCCAUCUAAGCAGUGGCGACGCCAAUCCCCACCCCAACCCCGCUAAUGUGAGUGGUGGGGCGCAGGACGACAAUGCGCACACCGAACAUUAUUUUGCCAACGAGCAGAAAAAUUUGGAUUUCGGUGACCCACAAGCGUUCGUGCAGCGCAUGUCGGCAACUGCAAAGGAGGCACAGGAGCAGCUGGAUGCCAAGUUUGCACAGAAAGCUGAUGACUUUGACGAGUUUCUUACGCAAACAGGCGAAAGUGCUAAGCAGGGCAUCAGUGAUCUAACCAGUGACUUUAUGAACGCCGAGCGUGGCUUCGCUGGAAACUCUCAUGUGGCACCAGCUGCGGCGCCAGUUGUGGCACCAGUUGCUGCUCCUGUAGUUGCAGCGGCUCCAGUUGCUGCUCCUGCAGCUGCAGCGGCUCCAAUUGAUGAUGAUAACGAUUGGUUAGGCACUUUUAAUAGCAAGCCCUCAACAGCGCCACUGCAGCCAUUCGCGCCAAGUGCUCCAGUCAAAUCCAAUUAUGAAUAUGAUGAUGAAGACCUUUUGGUCAAGCCAGUUGUUGCUGCUUCCAAUGUGAUCCCCAGCAGGGGCUCAGACACAGAUUCGCCGUCCGUUUCGUACUCACCGUCGCCGGCCAAGAAACCCAUAACUGAUGCGCUUAAGGAACAGGACAAUGAAAAGUUUAUUUCUUCCGAAGAUUUGCUAAGCGACUUUAAGGAGGAGCGCACUGCAACGCCUCCAGUGCAAAUCAAGGCAGCAGCUGCACCUGCAGCUGUUGUCACCGACUUGGAUGCUGAUGAGGAUGAGUUUAAGCCAACAGUAGCGAUUGCACCAACGCCCAAGCCGGAACCAGUGAAGCCAUCCGUGACUAAAGUAGAGCCGUCCAAGCCCAAGACGCCAGCUCCACAACCGAAACAACAACAACAACCACAACAACAACAACAGCAGCCCAAGAUUGUGUCUGUUGAGGAGAUAUUUUACAAGUAUGGACUCGAUGCCUGGUUCAAGCCCGAACGUUUGCACCCACAAGUGGAAUCUCUGAUCUACUGGCGCGAUGUCAAAAAGUCUGGCAUUGUCUUUGGCGCCGGUCUGGUCACGCUGGUGGCCAUCUCCAGCUUCUCCGUGAUUAGUGUGUUUGCAUAUUUGUCGCUGCUGGCGCUGCUCGGCACCGUUGCCUUCAGAAUCUAUAAAUCUGUAAUGCAGGCAGUACAAAAGACAAACGACGGACAUCCCUUCAAAGAAUAUUUGGACUUGGACCUGACACUCUCGCAGGAGAAGAUUCAGCACGUUGCUGGCGUGGCAGUUGCACAUAUCAAUGGCUUUACUGCGGAGCUGAGGCGCCUGUUUCUGGUUGAGGAUCUGAUUGACUCCAUCAAGUUUGGCGUCAUUCUGUGGGUCUUCACCUACAUUGGUGCCUGGUUCAAUGGCAUGACUCUGGUCAUUCUGGCCUUCGUGUCACUGUUCACCUUGCCAAAGGUCUAUGAGAACAACAAGCAAUCAAUCGAUACCUAUUUGGAUUUGGUACGCUCCAAGUUGACAGAAAUCACCGACAAAAUCCGGGUGGCUAUACCUAUUGGCAACAAAAAGCCCGUAGUGGCAGCCGAGUCUGAGAAGGACAAGUAGAUUCAUAACUAAAACAGCAACAGAAACAACAACAAGCUACAUGUUUAUUUAUUUAUUAAGCAUAAUUUGAAUGGUUAAAUAUUCAUCGGGCAUAACAAAUAAAUAAAAUACGGCAAACUGUUUAUAUUUUAAAUUGUAUAACUAUAAUAUACAAUAAGCUUAACAACAACGCCAACAGCAGCAGCAACAACAACCUAACAAAGUAAUUGAAUAACAGACACAACAAAAAAAUCAAGAAAAGUAGUAAUUGUGGCUUUAAGUUUUUAUCAAAGUUUUCAAACCGAACUCUAGAACAUGAAAAUUAAAAAACGAAAAAAAACAUCCACGAACCCUUUUUCGUCAACUGUUGUUUGCUAUUACGAGAGAGAUUUUAAACGACAUACCCAAAUCAAAAAUCAACG